Exophiala spinifera is the source of this 921-nucleotide messenger RNA. RefSeq lists its product as uncharacterized. The transcript has a single exon. Lineage: Eukaryota; Fungi; Ascomycota; Eurotiomycetes; Chaetothyriales; Herpotrichiellaceae. Gene Ontology annotation, cellular component: nucleolus. The record is from RefSeq and is a predicted model, not a curated record. Gene Ontology annotation, molecular function: RNA binding. Gene Ontology annotation, biological process: endonucleolytic cleavage in 5'-ETS of tricistronic rRNA transcript (SSU-rRNA, 5.8S rRNA, LSU-rRNA); endonucleolytic cleavage in ITS1 to separate SSU-rRNA from 5.8S rRNA and LSU-rRNA from tricistronic rRNA transcript (SSU-rRNA, 5.8S rRNA, LSU-rRNA); endonucleolytic cleavage to generate mature 5'-end of SSU-rRNA from (SSU-rRNA, 5.8S rRNA, LSU-rRNA). The coding region runs from base 1 to 921 and encodes 306 amino acids.
AUGUCUGGGAACGAGAGAAAUGUAUACCUCGACCGCGGUCUUUCCGACGAGUCCGAGAAUGAUGCAGGUUACGACUCUGAGGCCGCAGAAUUGUCCAAGACCGCCAGAUCCUCAAAGCGACGGAAAAUAGAUCACAGCCCUAGCGUUGAAGACGAAGAGCAGCGACGACCUUCAAGUUCCCCUACACCUCCUCGCGACUUACCUAAAGAUUCCGAAGACGAGAACAGCGGUAACACACACCACAAAGCCGCUACGUCCGAAAGUCUAAAGUCGACGAAGGACUCGAAGCAGAAAAAGAAACCCAAGAAAGAGGUAAUACCAGGCGUGAUAUAUCUGUCUUCGUUACCCCCAUAUCUUAAGCCAUCUGCUCUGCGCAAUCUGCUCGAGCAACGAGGCUUCAGCCCCAUCAAACGGCUAUUUCUGGCACCUGCUUCAAAACACAAAUCCUCGUCAAAGAAGAACUCGCGGCAGCUUUACACAGAAGGCUGGAUCGAGUUUGCUUCAAAGAAGACCGCCAGGCGGUGCGCCGAAAGCCUGAAUGCGCAGCAAGUGGGUGGGAAAAAGGGCGGCUUCUACCACGACGAUGUAUGGAACAUGAAGUAUCUGCGGGGUAUGCAGUGGGAAGAGCUUAUGGCAGGCAUACGAGAAGAAAAGAGAGAAGAAGAGGGCCGGCGAGAUGAGGACAGGCGGGUCAUUGCGCGGGACACUAAGAUGUUCGUCGAGGGUGUGGAAGAAGGUCGACGGAGGGAAGGUAUGAAGAGAAAACGAGAGAAAAAGGGUGGAACAAUAGAUUCAGAUGCAGAUGCCAGCAUCCAAAGGACGUGGAGGCAAGCUGAGGUCAAAGGAAGGGACAGAAGCGAUCAGGUCAAGGAAAAGGGUAUCAGUGAAGAUGUUAAGCAGGUAUUGGGUAAGAUCUUCUGA